Messenger RNA from Strongyloides ratti, 1116 nucleotides. RefSeq lists its product as hypothetical. NCBI's taxonomy places the organism in Eukaryota, Metazoa, Nematoda, Chromadorea, Rhabditida, Strongyloididae. The transcript has 3 exons. The coding region runs from base 1 to 1116 and encodes 371 amino acids. The record is from RefSeq and is a predicted model, not a curated record.
AUGUCAAAAGAUAUUUUUACAACUUUAUUACCUCCCAACAAGGAUAACACUAGUUUUUUAAAUAUUUCACCUUCUCCAAUCACUCAAUCAAAGUCACUUCAUAAUUCUCCAAUUCCAAUAAUAGAUUAUCAAAAUAAAUCAUUAAAUAAUAUCACUUUACUAAAUGAUGUUCAAAAUAUGUUAACUACAAGUAUAAUGGAGGAGGUAAAUAAAAAUGAAUUAGAAAAGAAUAUUAAUAAUAAUAUUUUUGAAACAACAACAUCAUUUAAUAAUUUAACUAAUAUUGAGUUGUUUAAUAAUAUUUCAACAUCAAUGGUACCACAGAAGAUGAGUGAAAUAUUAGGCAAUAUUACUAGUAAUAAUAAUACAUUAGAUGUUAUACCAUCAUCAAAUUCUGAAAUGACAACAUUUCAUUUUAAUAUUACUCAAAAUGUCACAGAUAUCAUUGGUAAGGCGAUUGAUGAAGUCAAAGAUGAUUUUGAAAAUAUGGUUAAUAGUAGUAGUAGUAGCAAUAGUAGUGGUACAAUAAUAACAUCUAUUAUAAGUACAACUAUAAGGACAACCAGAUUAAAACAUCAUAAUAAUAUUUUUGAAAAAUAUCCGUUUCUUGUAUAUUUAAUAUUAAUCGCAAUUGUUAUUAUAUUUUUCCUAUUUCUUGGUGUUGUUAUUUCAUUUCUUAUUAGUAAUAGAAGAAGAAUUAUACGCCAAGAAAGAAGUGAUAAGGCUUUAAAUGAGUACGGGAAUCUAAAUGGAAGAAGAAGUAUUAUUAAAUAUCUUUUUAAAUGUUGUGGUAAAAGAAAGGAAGACUACGGUAAUUUGGAACGACAAAUAUCUGCUAGUAAUUUAGCUCCGUAUCGUCGGCCUCCCCUACCACCAAUAAAAAAAAGAGCUGGUGAUGAUGAAGAUGGUUUUGAGGGAAGUUAUGUUCCAGAUGGAAGGCAAAGACUUAGACCAAUACAAAUGUUAGAUCCUGCUGUCUAUGGAACAUUAGAAAAUGACAAUAGUACUAGAUCAACAAUGAAUCAAAGUUAUAAAAGUACAACCUUAACAACAAAUACAUCAACAAUAGGUACCAAUCAAGGAAAAAGAAAUUUUUAUAAAGAACGGGAAUUAUAA